Schizophyllum commune H4-8 is the source of this 621-nucleotide messenger RNA. RefSeq lists its product as uncharacterized. The annotation marks the transcript as partial. The transcript is spliced from 3 exons. The record is from RefSeq and is a predicted model, not a curated record. Lineage: Eukaryota; Fungi; Basidiomycota; Agaricomycetes; Agaricales; Schizophyllaceae.
AAACUAGCAAUCCGCGAUUACAUCAAAGAGCUCGGGCUCAACCACACGUUCAUCGAGGUCGGGCUCUGGUAUCAGGUCCUGCUCCCCUACCCGCCCAGCUACACCGACAAUCCCGUCGCCCACGCCAGCCGCCGGUACCGUGGUCCCGGUGACAUCCCUUGCGCCGCGACGGACCUCAAUAACAUCGGCACCUUCGUCGCGCGCAUCAUCGAUGAUUCUCGGACACUCAAUAAGACCGUCUUUGUCUGGGAAGACCAGGUCACGGUCGCCGACCUUUUCCGUAUCGCAGAAGAAAAGUGCGGGGAUGCAGAGGGGCUUCGGAAGGCUAUAGUCAAGGUCUCUGCGGACGACAUCGAAGCUCAAGUCCAAGCCAGCAUCGCCGCGGGCGAGGUGGCUAUACAACUUCGCAGCUUUGUCGAGUACUCGCGCAGCGUGUGCGUCCACGGCGACAAUACCGUGGAGAACGCGGUGCGGGACGGUGCCCUCGAUGCUCGGGAGUUGUACCCGGACCUGUACCCGCGCAAGAGUAUAGAGGAAUUUGCGGAUACGUGGUACCCAAACCCGCCGUACGUAUGGAACGAGGACGUGCUUGACAAGCUUCGCCCACCGUCAAGCACUUAG